Messenger RNA from Neoarius graeffei (lesser salmon catfish), 4264 nucleotides. Its product is annotated as SH3 domain and tetratricopeptide repeat-containing protein 1. The coding region runs from base 75 to 4046 and encodes 1323 amino acids. Lineage: Eukaryota; Metazoa; Chordata; Actinopteri; Siluriformes; Ariidae. The transcript is spliced from 18 exons. The record is from RefSeq and is a predicted model, not a curated record. Gene Ontology annotation, molecular function: protein binding.
UCUGCUCUCUGCCUACAGGCGGUGUUCUGUUUUGACCUAGGUAGUGUGCGAUUUGGGACGGAGCCAGCUCUUUGAUGAAAGCUACUUUGAUGUUGACUAUGGAUCAGAAAAAUCUGGGCAGUUUUAGGGUGAACUCAGGCUCCCAAAGAUUUGGGCAGUACCGACAGGAGGUGUCUGUGGAGCACUCCAGCAAUGAGCUGAAACCCCUGGACAUGGAACAUAAGCCCUUAAGAGCAACAGGGAGUAUAAAAGGCACUUUAGGAGUUUCUGAAGACAAGAUCCCCACAGUGUUGCCUCUUCAGCUGGCUAUAGCAGAAGGUCCGGACCGGCUUCCUGCUGACAAGGACACACAGGAAAUUCUGUGUGGGAAGCUACGUUUGCUGGAGAUUGACCUUAGCAAGAUUUCAUCUUUGAUCUCUGAAUUCUCUGCUCAUCUGGUGUCCAUCAACAGUGAACAGCAGACCAUAUUUAUCACUUUUAAAUCAUUUGAAGAAAUAUGGAAGUUCACGACAUACCACAGAAUGGGUUUUCUGCGUCAGUGUUUGGGGAACCUUCUUUUGGAUCAAGAAUUCUGGCUGAAUGCUUUAGACCAGAAGGACUCAGGAAUUGAGAUCUCAAUUAAAGAGGAGGCUCUUAAUCAGAUGUACAAAGGCUUUCUAAUGCAAGAAGGCUCGUUUUUUGGGAAUUGUACAGUGAAUCAAAUGUUUGACAGCUCUACAUCAGGCAGUGAUCUUUAUCUUGAGAAGGGUGAUAUUGCUCUGUUUGAGCCUCCAUUCCUGGGCUCGGGUUGGACUGUGCUAUCCUUGGCAGAUGGAUCAAGAGGGACUAAAGCACAGCCAGCACUAGAACCUGUCAUUCCAUUUCAUGAGUGGUUUCUAAAGUCCUGUCCUGAGUGGGUUUUGGUAGGCAGUGGAAAAACAUGCUGUGAUCUCCCAUUUCAAAUAGCUGUAGGUAUCUGUGAGGCUACAGAGGUGUAUGAUGGUAACGGACCUGAUGAGCUCAGUUUUGAGGCAGGUGAUCGCAUCAUCAUCGAAGGCCUACUGGUGACCUGUUUUGAGUGGUUCAUGGGCAAGUUGGAGAGGACUGGUGAUAUGGGACUUGUCAAAACCAGUCUUGUAAAAGCAACUGAUUCUCUUUGUGAAUCUGCUGAAAUCUUCAUGAAGCAAGACGACAGAAAAAUCUUCAACUUGGAACAAGAGAAGAUUAAAAAGGAAGCUAUCGCUUUCUUAAAGAAAACCUGCCAAAGCAAUGUUGCUACAGUCUACAAACUUGAUUCAGCAAAGCCAAGAUCCAAGAUUCAAAAUGGACCCACCAGCAGUGAAUAUGUUUGCAUGAAAAGAAAUCUCACCAAUAUUCUGAGCGCAAUAAGGGACCAUACUGAACAUGAACAGACAAAAGAUGGUGUGAAGCUCCAAACAGACGAGCCCAUAGGAUCCACAGAGUCACCCCAUGAAAUCCCACACUUUACUGUCUGUUCAGAGCAGGACGGGACCAGUCCAGAUGGAUACCAUUCCCUCCUGUCCUUCCUAGGCAGACGUAAUCACCGGCCUGAGUUUCAGCUUCUCUAUGCCGCCUACCCAGAAUUCCUGCUGUUGCACUUCCAGGGCCACAAUGAUGAGGAGGAGCUGGUAGCCUAUUUAGGUGUUGCUCGGGAAAUGUCAAGAAAAAAGCGUAUGUUGUGGGCACAGAGCAGAAUCUGUUUCCUCUUGGGACAGCUGUGUGCAGGAAGGUUGAAGUUCUCCCAGGCACGCGUCUAUUAUGAGGAAGCCUUGAGCGUGCCCAGAGACUAUUUCACAGACACGCACCUUCUCUCAGCCAUCUAUUCUAACCUGGCCUUCAUCCAUCUCACACAAAAAAAUGCAGAGAAGUAUAUCGCUCUAUCUGAACGUUUUGCUGCUUUAUUGAUGGCAGUCUGUGACUGUUUAUCUGGCACAGAAGACCCUGAGGUGUUGAAGUUUGCACUGAAAAAGGCAGUUCUGUCUCAGAACAAACCUGCAGAAGCCCGGAUCUGUUUCCUGCUAGCUAAGUUUUAUCUGAAGUUUGGAGAAGGUUUGAGUGCAGUGCCUUUCAUCGAACGGCUACAGAUUUUGGCUGACGAGAUGCCUGGAGCUUGUGAUGAGAUGCAGAGUCAUGGAUUUUUACUCUUAGCAAGGCUUUAUAGUGACUACGGUCUUCUUCACCUAGCUGAGAGCUCAGCACAGCAAGCAUGUCUCCAGAUGUCUUCCUCAGUCACUGAUUGUUUCUGCAGCGUCUCUUUGCUGUUAGAGAACAGCCGAGAACUGUAUGGUUUGGACAUCCCAGCACAAGUGGCUCCGUGUUUGACUCGAGCUGCUGCUUUAGAAUCUGCUGAUCUGGAGCCCAGCCUUUCACAUGCCUAUGCCCUGUGUCUGUCUUGGCUCUUCCACAAGCAUGACAUGCCUAAAAGGGCACUUCAGUACCUGUGUAGGUUCCUCAACCAUUCCUCUGCUACCACACUUAACCAGCCUGAUGCCAGCGCGAUUCUUAUCUGGCUUGCAUGGUUGUAUAUCUGUGACUUGCAGCACCACAGUGCUCUGGAUGUGCUGGACACAGUCCUGUCCUCCCUCCCUGAGCACUGCACAACCCAGCUGGAGGGUGUCAUCUAUAAUAUACGUGGCAUCACUUUGAGGCUCGCUGGUGAUGUAAAACAAGCUGCAGAGAACUUCCGCGCUGCAGUCGAUGUCUGUGAGGAGUUCGAAGACGGGCAGAACUGGGCCAUAGCACUGGCCAACUUUGGCUUCUUGAGUCUGCAGGUGAAUGCGAAGAGGGUAGCAGAGGAGCAGCUCACCCAGGCAGUAAAGCUGUUCUCUGAGCUAGAGGAGCAAGAUCAUGAGCUGAACUUUGUUGUUGUGCUUCUAGAGCUUGGGAAGCUUUAUGUCUCGCAGGGUUUUUGUGAGAAAGGGAAGCUCUGCUAUGAGUGGGCCCUGCUGAUUUCAAUACUCUAUGAUAACUCAGAGGGCCAACUGCAGGCCACCCGUCACCUGUGCCAGCUGUAUAGUGAAGUAUGUCCUGAUGAAGUUCAGUGUAUCAUCUACAAUGAACACCAGCUGAACCUGCUGCAGCAGACAGGCGACAGAACCCUGGAGGCAGAGAUAUUGGAGAAGAUCAGCCUGCUGUACCUCAGCCUGGGCACAGAGAAAGCAAAUAGAUGUGCUUUGGACUACACCAAAAGGAGUAUAGGGAUCUACAUCGACAUGGGGAGGAAGAGGGAAGAGGCUCAUGGCUGGCUCCAGGCAGGAAACAUCUACCACGUCCUCAAACAGACUGAGUUGGUGGAUCUGUAUGUGCAGGUGGCGCAAGAUAUUGCUUUAAGUACAGGAGACACUUUAUUCAUUCUGGAGCUGCUGGAGGCGGCAGGGGACGUAUUCUUUAACAGCACGCAGGACAGAGAGAAAGCUGUCUGCUUAUACAGGGACCGAGCCCUCCCGAUUGCAGUGAAGACAAGCAGUGUGCGUUCUCAGCUCAGAUUGAGCAAUAAGCUAGCAGAGCUGCUGCUACAGCUGGGACAGUAUGGGGAAGGUCUGGAGUAUGCACAGACUGCAUUAGAGAUCAGUGUCAGUCUGGCUGACCGUUUGAACGAGCGUGUGGCGUUCCAUCGGCUGGCUACGCUCUACCACUGCCUGAGCCAGUUUGAACUGGCCGAGCACCACUACCUAAAGGCCCUCUCACUCUGUCCCUCGCCCUUGCAGUUUGAUGAGGAAGCCCUGUACUAUGUCAAGGUCUAUCAGACCCUAGGCGACAUUAUCUUCAAUGAUGUAAAGGACCCAUUUGAUGCAGCAGGUUAUUACCACCUUGCCCUGGCAGCUGCCAUGGACCUGGGCAAUAAGAAGUCUCAGCUUGAGCUGUGCACUCGCCUGGCCACUAUCUACCACAACUUCCUCUUGGAUCGUGAGCUCUCGCUGUACUUCUACCAACGUGCCCGGGCCUUCGCCGCUGAUCUUAAUAUCCGCCGCAUCAACCUAUCACCAGAUCAGUUUUUCCACACCACAUCCCAAUACAGAGUCAGAGCCUCGCAGGAGACAAGCUAGACAACCAAACUCUACUGAGAAAACAGAAAUCUAAACUGCACUCAAGCACAACAAUAUAAUGUUUACAGUCUUCUGACCAGAUGUUUUGUGGAGUGGUUCAUUGGCUUUCCUUUGUGUUGACUAGCUUGCUGAUAUUUCAAGUUAAAAAUCCGAACUGAUUCAGUAUUUGCACUGAUUGCUUAUGUUGCCCCAGGAGUCAAUUUUGGCAAGAGUGUCAA